ACUAGCCGAGAAUAACCGAGCAUAUGAUUAGGUCACGUGGUACUUUGGAGUCUUCGUGGCGUAGCUUGUUCAGCUGCUCGUCGAAGCGGCUGUCGGACGGUCGCAUCCUUGCGAGUCUGCGUACAAUGUAGCAGCCAUUUUUGUUCUUGUUCAUAAUAGCGUGCGCAUAUUUUAAUGUAUUUAGAAGGAUAUUUAGGAAAUUUUUCAAGAUGACUAUUAUAGUCUUUUUAAUAGAUACAUCAGCUUCUAUGAACCAAAGAGCUUAUUUGGGCGGACGCCCAACGUUGCUCGAUGUAGCCAAGGGCGCUGUGGAAACGUUCGUAAAGGUUCGGCAACGAUCUCCUGAAAGCAGAGGCGAUAGAUAUAUGCUUCUAACUUUCGAAGAGCCACCCGCGAACAUCAAGGCUGGUUGGAAAGAGAAUUUAGCAACUUUUAUCAAUGAAUUGAAGAACCUGCAGUGCCUUGGAUUGACCACAAUGGGUGCUGCUUUAAAGCAUGCAUUUGAUGUGCUCAAUAUUAAUCGCAUGCAAACCGGCAUAGACACUUAUGGCCAAGGGAGAUGCCCAUUUUACCUUGAACCAUCUGUUAUAGUGGUGAUUACUGAUGGAGGAAAAUUGUCAAGUAAUGCUGGUAUCCAGGAAGAAUUCAAUCUUCCAAUGAACUGUCCUAUUCCUGGUUCGGAGCUAACCAGGGAGCCAUUUCGAUGGGAUCAAAGGCUGUUCUCAUUGGUGUUGAGACUAGCUGGGACUCCAGCUGUGGAGAGAGAUACUGGUCUGGUGCCAUCCGACUCCUCGCCUAUUGAUGCUAUGUGUGAGGUCACAGGAGGUCGUUCCUAUUGCAUCACAUCACAUCGGAUGCUGAUGCAGUGCAUCGACAGUCUUGUACAGAAGGUACAAAGCGGUGUCGUGAUCAACUUUGAGAAGAUAGGUCCUGACCCUCCGCCCAUAGACGGUGGGAACAACAGGGACGGCGGUGACCAGGUAGAGGAUAUCAACCUGGACGCUGACAAAGACAUGGAUGGGGAUGGUGAAAGAAAUGGGCGUUGGAAUGGAGGCCCUUAUCAGACCAGCAUGCCCAACCAAGCCUCGAGCGCGCCGCAAGCAUGGCACUCUUGUAGGCGUCUUAUCUACGUGCCGCGGACGGUGGCGCAGAAGGGGUUUGCCGUUGGUUUCUGGCCUAUACCCGAGUCGUUUCGGCCUGACCCUAAUGCUCAAAUAUUGCCACCUCGUUCAGCCCAUCCCGUAGUGAAGUUCACGUGCACAAGUCAAGAACCCAUGGUGAUCGACAAUCUACCUUUCGACAAAUACGAACUGGAGCCGAGUCCCCUGACGCAGUUCAUACUGGCGAGGAAACAACCAACCAGUUGCUGGCAGGUCUUCGUAGCUAACAGUGGUUGCAAGAACUCUGAAGUGAGUCACCCCUUCGGUUACCUGAAAGCGUCCACGAACCUGACAUGCGUCAAUCUCUUCGUGUUACCGUACAACUAUCCGGUGCUAUUACCGCUUCUGGACGACUUGUUCAAAGUGCACCGCUGCAAGCCUACGCCGGAGUGGAAGCAGGCGUUUCAGGCGUACUUGGAUCGGAUGCCGUCGUAUUAUGUUACCCCACUUCGUCGGGCGCUAACAAAAAUGGGUGCGUCGGCUCCGCUUGUCCAGAGUUUGAUUCCCGACACACAGGACAAUUCUCUGAGUUUCUCCGUACUGAACUACUUGAAAAGACUGAAGAACCAGGCCAAGAUAGAGUUCGAGAAACUUUGUGCUGAUGUCAUCAAUAAGGCUUCCAGUGCGAAUAGCCAAAAGGUGGCAGAAAGCGUUCGUGUGAUGCCUCGUUCGCCGCUCAAAAAGGACUUGACUACACAUCCGUGUCUUCAGGACAAGUUCACAGCUCUUCGGGACCAGUUGAACGAGUUCGGAGGCUUCGUUGUAGGCUUGUCGCGUGGACGCCAUAAGAAUCAAGCGCACACCUACAGGAACCCUUUCGAUGUACAGAGGAGAGAUCUGUUGGAUCAGGUGGUUCGAAUGCGUUCGAACUUCCUUCAGCCGAACCUCGCGUACACUCGGCUGGUAGACGAGGACAGCGCGCACUCCAUGGCGGUGGCCCAGAUGGGCAACUACCAGGAGUACCUCAAGCGCAUGACGCCGCAGCUGCGCGAGAUCGAGUCCCAGCCGGUGCGGCAACACAUGUUCGGCAACCCCUUCAAGAUUGACAAGAGGAUGAUGGUCGACGAAGCCGAUAUAGACCCGCUAGGGGCAGUUCGAGGAAGCGGCGGCGCAGGCGCCGGAGGGAAGAGGGGUUCGGAAACCCCUCGAGCCGCACCUCCCAAGAGAAAAGCGGGCCCCUUACCCCACCACAUAGUCGCGCGGAGGCCCUCAACGCCACCCGUGCCACCGACGCCACCACAUUUGCCCUCCACUUCUUCGGUGGCGUCACCUCCGCCUACAGCGCCUCUGUCGCCCGCGAUGGCACGAAGACCUGCGUCCCCUCUCGCACCCGUACCUUCCGAUCUACCAUCGGGAAGACCGCCUGAGGAACCUCCAAACGUGGAUACUGGCGGACCGUCUACACCAGUUUCGUCUCCACAGCCCGCUGCGCCCAUCAACCUCCCGCCUGUCAUCAAACCAUUUCUUAAUGGAGAUGCGUACACAACGAUGUGCAGCAAGAUGCCGCGGUCGCCGUCGCCGCCGGGCGAGUCGGCCGCCGUGCCCGCGCCGCCUGCGCCCGCGCCGCCCGCCGCCGACUCGCAGGAGCUGCAGAUCAGCGCCAUCAUCCAGGGCGUCGCGGCCGAGAACAACUACUCCGCGCGCGCACGCAAGAAGAAGCGGAAGCCGGCAGACUCGCAGGAGCUGCAGAUCAAGGCCAUCAUACAGGACAUCGCAGCUGAAAACGACUACUCUUCCAGCGGAAGGAAAAGGAAACGAAAGAGCGAAAGACAAGAGCCGCCUGUGUUGCAGCCGCCUGAGCCUUCGCGCAAAGAACUGACUGACAUUAAGAAGCACAAUCUCACUGUUCGAGCUGAAGUGUACCGCGCCGUUCGAAGGCCGGGCAAAGAUUACACGAAACUGUUUGAAAUCCUAAAACAAUUGCAAGGUACCGUGGAUAUUAAGAAGGAAGUGAUACGUGAUGUUAUUAGUGAAUCGUUACGCUUCAAGAGGAGAGCACUGGCGCAGUUGCUAGAGGACUUCUUAGCGGGACUAGAAAAGAACGGUAACAGUGCCUCAGUUAGUAUGACAAGGAUGAAUUCGUUUUACAGUAAUACGAACAACCAUAGCUAGUGGCGUAUGUGAAAUUGAACAUUGAUUUUAAACUAUUUUAAACGUAUGACAUUUUAGCCGAGCGUCUUUUAAUGCAGUACUACAUAAUAUUGAAGCGUAUGAACUUGUUGGUUGUAAAUCCUACUAAUGAUUUCAUGAUUCAUUAAAUCCCAAUGAGGAACUUUCCAGCGAACGUUCCAUAAAAUUAUUAUAGAUGUCUCUGAAUGCAUAGCUCGCCGCGAAAGGCAGAAAAAUACUGUCUGUGCCUUUUAGAUUAUUUUUCUAGGUCAUGUCAAUCAAUGAUAUAAUAUGACGAGUAACUGUUUUGUCUAUGGACAUAUUCCUACGUCAGCCAUUCGCCAGUUUUUCGUUUUCGUUUUUAUUUCUUCAUCCGGGUGUCUAACCAGAUCUUCAUAUGCAAGGGUGGGUAAUCGGGAUCCAAAGUUGUGCAGUUCGAUGCAAAGCAGAAAGACUAAUUUUACGGAACGUUCGCUGGAAAGUUCCUCAUUAGAUUCGAUCUCUUCGCGUGACAUUAUAGUCGAUAAAAUAUAGCUUGAGUUCUGUGACAGAAGUUACUCAAAUGACGCUAUGAAGUUCAGUAUUUUGUUAUGGAUGUAUGGAGAAUGUUUGCAAAAAUUGUCAUACUUCAUUGGACAUGCAUAGUCACGUUACUUUUAUCGUAACCAAAGUUUAUAGUUUGAUUUGGAUUAUGCACCACUACAUAACUAAAUACAUGAAAUCUUUGUUUCUUUUCAUUCAAUAUGUAGUUAAAAAUUAUUAGCCUAGUAUAGUAUCAAUGAAAACAUAAAAUAAAAAUUAAUUGCAGCUAGUCGCAAUAAUUUCGUUUCGUUAUUGUUAUAAUGGAUUUUCAACAUUUGCCGCGGCCUUAUUUAUGCCACUCUGACAACUUGCACAGGACUUCAGCUAUAUUAUGCGAUCAACUAUAAGUUAAAAUCGAUGAUAUAACCCUAUUUCUUCGAUUUUAUUUUUAUCUUUUAUGGAUUUAUAAAGCAGUGCGGCCUUGGCGCUGCAGCCUUAGGCACUUAGCAACUUUGAAGGCCCCCUUAAAUUCGAUAAAAUCGGACACCCAUCUGUUUGUAGACCAAACUGUUAUUGGUUUUGAAAGUGAAAAUUCUUUUGGCGCGUUUGGCGAUUUUGGGAUGGGUAAAAACUUCAAGGUCUCGUCACCCACAUGCUAAUUUUUAAUUAAUGAAGUUCUUUACACAAUCAAAAUUAUACUUUAUUACAAUUGUAAUAAAAUUCCCCUUUCGCUGUCAUAAAUUGGUUUAUUUUUGUGUACUAUCUGGACAAGAUGUAUGCUCUAAGGCAGGUUCGUUCAUGGCUGUGAAAUUCACCUAUGUGCUGCAACGGUGUUCAUUAUAGCGACUAAUGUGAGGUAUUUGUAAUACAAGUUGUUCAAUCUGCAAUAGUAUUUACUUCAGAAAUAUUUUAGCACAAAUGUGAAGGUCAACAGUGUUAAGAGCCUUGUAAAUAUUGGCCCAACUCUACCAAUGCACACAGUAUACUUGUACAGGGCCACUUGUGUGCAUUUGUCGCGUGUAGCCAACACUGGCCAACUUGGCGACUUAAGUGAGUUUUCAUAUAACAUCAAAGGAUCUUGGCGCUAUUCUGCGUUUACACGUUCGAAGGAACUUGCAACAAACGCAUUGGGCCAAUGUGAUUUACAUGAAUUAUAACUAUGUAUCUAUUAUUAUAGAUCUAACUAUCUGUAAUUUGUUUGAAAUCUUAUUUUGAAUAUCCAGAUAGGUACAUGUCAAUAUAAUAUAAAAACUACAAUACAAAUAUUUUUACUAUAAUACAAAUAUUUUUUGUAUCACCCGUUACAUAUUAUUAUGUCGAAUCUUUUUUGUCUGUAUUGAAAUGUAACAAUAAACGUGCAUGUACGUAUUCGCCAUCGUAACUCGUGGCACUAGUCGCUGUUAGGACGGUUGCAGAAAAGCGUUUUUUGCGCGUGUAAGUUUGUUUUUGUAUGCGCGUGUACGCGCACAAAACGUACUUUUGUCACACGUGCGUGUCGUACGAGCGUAGUGUUUGUGAAGAGCGUAUGUAAAUGGGUGUAAAAACGAGUGCUAAACGCGCAGAAAAGUUUGUAACCACCCUAAUGUCAUCAACAUCUCGUCAAUGUGCAUUGAAAGAUGCGGCUAGAAACGAAUAUAUGAACAGGUAGCUCGCGCGCCGGCCGUCAUACGUUCUCUGUCGGGCAAAUAUGUAAAUGCACCUUAAUACUUCCCAUUGUUUUAUUGUUUAUUUUAUUUUUGCUCUGUAAUAAUUAACACAGUAAAAUAAAUUGAUUUAGUAUAGAUUUAUAAAAGUUUUUAGUAUAUUGACAGCUUUCUGCUCUUAUCAAAAAUACCAACUUAUUAUCACGUUUAUAUUGAAAACAUUGACAUGCAAUUGUUAUGAAAUUCUUGUUAAAUUUUUUAAUUUAUGACAAAAUUAUAAAUGAGAUUUUUGUGAUGAAUGUUUAUAAUUAAAAAUUAGCAUAAGACCACACUAAGGGUAUUUGAUGUCUUCAACCUUGUCUCUGAAUGAAAAUAAUGUAAUUAUGAGAAAGUCCUGUCAGCGACCACAACUUUUUGUCUUGUUAACACUGAAAUGUCUUGUAAUGUGAUCUUAUACUUAGUUAAUUGUUAUCAUCGCUUUACUGCGGCACUGUUGCACGUUACCAAGUUUUCAGGCAUUUAGAUUGCAUUCGAUGUAUGUAUUUUGUAUUCUUUAAUUUUAUUUAGUUUGACUUUUUAAAGCUGCGAUCAAACCGAGUCCAAUUCGGCACGAGAUCGGGGAUACUACUAUAUCUGAUUGCGUCGACAAACUUGUGUGGACAGUAACCUUAGAGGGCUUGAGUUCCGGAACUCUGGUUAUGGUGGAAAGCCGAAGUCUUCGUGAACAUAACUGGAGUUUCGAUUUUCAGAUUUAAAAAAAAAGUUUUGAUGAGUUGUACAUAUUAUGAAAUAGAGUAAAACUUACCCAAUUUUAUCAAUGGAAAUUUGUUUUAUUUCAUGCUUAACAGAAUUGAACAUUCGUUGAAACGCAAGAAAUAUUCAAAAAUCGCAUCAUGUAAUCACAUUCAACUUUUUUAAUGCAGUCUCAAAACUCCGACUCCGGAGUUGAAAAAUAGUUCGAAUUUCAAGCCCUAGCUACUAGGAGAUUUGACAUUUGACCAACGUUGAUAGAAUUAGAGCUAAAUGGACCUAAAGGCUCUAGAUUUAAAGUCAUGUAUUCAGUAAAUUUUAUUAGCAACGUUUCCGCUGGCUGUAGAUGUAUGGAACAAACUUAAGCUUUACAGCUAGGCUAUUAAGGUCCAAUUUACUUUGACUUUGUUUAGUCGCUCGAAUUCUAUCAACUUUGGCUAGAUGUAAACUCUCAAGAACCUUACUGGUCCCUUGCGGGAUUUGCCUUAGUUUGACUGAAGCUUUCAUGAAAUAUUAAGGUGUAGAAUUUUUAGUUACAGUCACAAGAUUUCUUAGGCAUAGGUAUUACUUACACUAAAGUUGAUACCUUGACUAUCAUAACAUGUAUAAUAUUCGAUUGCUGAGAUUUACUUAGUGUCUCUUGGCCUAUAUUCGUUUUUGUCAUAAUAUUAUUUUCACAUUAUAACGUAGAUAAUUUAAAGCAAUAUGAAUUAAAUGCUGUGUCCACAAGCAAUAAAACUUGCGGAAGUCAGCUGUCAUUGUCAUGUUAGUGUCAAAUUCUGCACGUUUUAUACUUGAUCCAUGGAAAGAAGUUAGUAACUCUCUCUGUUACGGAAUCCCAUACGAAUGACAGAGACAAAAAUCUUGAGUCACCAACCAAUCAUAGACGAAACUUAUGUUUUCGAAUUGAAUUUUGAAUGUUUUUGAAUAUAUUUUCGAAGGGAAUUUCGAAUGUUUUUUUGAAAACAUGUUGAUGAUUGUUUGUUGAGUGAAAAUGGUUAAAGCCCACUGAGAUUUUGCUUACAACCUGAGAUGUCAUAGGUACUAAGAAUAAUAAUUAAUUAGUAGUAGUACGAUUUUUGUUUGUAUUAUCCUUUCCGUAUAAGGUACUGAUUGAUAUACAUAGUUCAUUGGCCCCGACUAGUUUUCUUGUGAUUAGUGCAAUUUGUAAGCUAACUUCUUUCCGUGGAUAGAGUAAAUAGUAUACAAAAGGAGAAGUUGACUUGCAGCAAGUGUUUGCAAGUGAUUUCUCAUAGCUAACGUAUGCAAGUUUUAUUACUAGUUGCCACUUGGUUUUAGGAUUUCAUUGUAUAUAACUUAAUUCAUAAAAACUGACUGGAGAAUUGUGAAAAAUGUAAAUAAUAAAAUAGUUACUUGUAAAUAUUAGAUUUUAUUAUUAUUACCUACCAAUGAAAUGAUUUUGUGUAGGACGCUUUAAUGCGUCACGUCACGACCUUUAGUAUGAUCUAGUAUUGCAGAAUCUGACUCUAUCAGUAUAAUAGUAUUAAUUAUUUAGCAGAUGGGUUUUAGUAAUAUAAAUAAUCACAAGUAGCCAAUUUUAUUAUAUAGAAUUGCUAGUUUUAUUUUAUGUGGUCAGAUUAUUUUAAUUUUUCGAUAAUUUGAAUACUUCGUCACGCUAAAGGUCGUUUGGUCAAUUGUAUAGUGUAUAUAUAAUUUUAUAAAAUAAAUUAUGAUCCUUAUUGGAUUUUUUA
This is a messenger RNA of Maniola jurtina (meadow brown), 7896 nucleotides long. RefSeq names its product integrator complex subunit 6-B (gene IntS6). The transcript is spliced from 17 exons. Gene Ontology annotation, cellular component: integrator complex. NCBI's taxonomy places the organism in Eukaryota, Metazoa, Arthropoda, Insecta, Lepidoptera, Nymphalidae. Bases 210 to 3272 code for a protein of 1020 amino acids. Gene Ontology annotation, biological process: snRNA 3'-end processing. The record is from RefSeq and is a predicted model, not a curated record.